CUGGAAUGAUCUGGGAACACCUUAGUCUAAUAAGUCUGCCUUAGAUAGUCAGAGUCAGAGCAGGUCUACCAGCAGAUCCACACUACCGCGGCAGUUCUUAUUUUCAACACGUUUUUUUUUCUAGAGCAAAACUGAUUCUGUGUAUUCAAUGUGAAUCAAACAAGAGACAAACAUGCCAUCUAUUGAAGUAUUAGAAGACAGUAACCCUCUGUCUGAACAACAGAAUGUUACAGUACCCAAAAUUGUUGAGGUGUCUGACCCUCCUGAAACCACAAAAUUCAGUGAGGAAAAGAAAGCUGAUCAGACAGAAGGAAACAGUACUGACACAUCCAACAACAAUACCAAAACAGAGACAAACAAUAAUAACACAGAACUGAAGAAAAGUGGUGGAAAUGUGCCUGAAGAGGACAAAGAAAAUAAAAGUAAAUAUCCAAGUGUUCUGACCAAAGCCUUCCUUCGACAGCACUGUAAGGAUUUAAAACUGUAUCUCACCCCAGAGUUGAAUGAUGUUCUCUACUUGCAUUAUAAAGGUAUCUACCAUAUAGAGAACCUGGAAGAGUAUACUGGUCUCAAGUGCCUUUGGCUGGAGUGUAAUGGCAUCAACAAGAUCCAGAACCUCGAUAAACAGACAGAGUUGCGCUGUUUGUAUCUGCAGCAGAACUUGAUUGGCAAGUUGGAGAAUCUGGAGGCCCUGCAGAAGUUGGAUAAUCUGAACGUGUCGCAUAACGUGAUUACACGAAUUGAGAACCUAGCUUGUCUGCCUGUCCUGAACACACUGAACAUCUCGCAUAAUAAACUCCGUUCUGCCGAUGAUCUCUCCCACCUGGUGGAGUGUCCGAAUCUGUCCAUUCUGGAUCUCUCACACAACAAAAUUGAUGACCCCGAUGCCAUUGACGUUCUGAUCAAGAUGAAGAACUUGCGAGUUCUGAACUUGACGGGGAACGCAGUUAUACAAGAAAUCAAGUAUUACCGAAAAAAUAUGACUGUGAAACUGCAAAACCUGCAGUACCUGGACGACCGUCCUGUGUUCCCUAAGGACAGGGCCUGUGCUGAAGCCUGGGCUGAAGGUGGUUUGGAAGCUGAGAAAGCAGAGAGAGAGAGAUGGAGCAACAGAGAAAGGAGGAAGAUUAUGGAGAGCGUUGACUCUCUGCUUAAUAUGAGAAAGACGUCAAUAGCUAAGAGGAUUGAGAGAGAGCUGAAUGAGAAGAAUGAGGCAGAAGGAAAGACAGACAAAGUGGAGGUAGAUGUUGAAUCUGUAGAUUGGCUGUACGGCACGUACAAGAUCAAAGGUGACGAUACUGUUCAUCAUCGCAAGGAGGAGUCUGUGGAUGAGGAAGAGGAUGGAGAAGAGGGCGAGGAGGAAGUCUCAGAGGAAGAUCAGACAACCACAAAACAAGCCGAAGAAGUAAAAGCCCAACCUGAGUCCCCUGCUGCUCCAGCUGAGCCCAUCGAAGUUCUGGAGGUGAAAAGUCAAGACAGCAAGACACAGGGAGGAAUCUUCUCACAAAGAGACGAGAAAAAUUCUGAGGAAAAGCCUACCAAACUGCUCAUAACAGCCUUGGAAGAAGAUGAUGAAGAUGAGCAAGAUGAAUAUGAGGAUUUGCCAGACCUGGAGGAUAUUGAAGAUGAGUCAUCACCGAGGUCAUCCGUCAGAACUCCCAGUGAGGGUAUCAGUGCUGCUGUAAAAGAAGACAAACCCUACAAGCCCAUGAUAGAGAUCCUUGAGGAUGAACCAGCAGAAGUAGAAGGACCGAUGGAGACCUUGACAUUUCCCUCUUCACACACAGCCUCUCAGAGGUCAAAGGUUCUUAUUGAGGACAUCACCCUUUCCAUGCAAGAGGAGGAAGAGGAAAGCUGCUCUCUAAGUGCGCAAGAGUCAACAGCAACAAGGGAGGGUAACUCCUCCACCCUGACCUUCACUGGAAUACAGGAAAUGACGGAGGUGUCAGGGGGUCAGGAGGUCACGGAGAGACCAACCAACCAGGAGUCUGAGGAUUUAUUGAAUACCCUCGCAACCAAAAUGCCUUUGAAAGACCAGCUCCACUUGCCGGUUAACCCUCCUCCUGCUGAUGAGGAAGAAGAAGAGGAAGAAGACAGGUCACUGGAUGCUGAUCUGGAAGACUUAGACUGAUGAUUGACAAAGGGAGACACUUCAGAACUUAUUGUGUGUGGCACCAAAAGAGAAAUCUGGAUUCAUGGGAUUACUUCUGAGGUUUUUGUGAUUUUAUGUCAAAAUCAAGGUUGUAUAUCUGGUUCCUAGAUUCAUAUUUUUUUUCAAAGAGCGACAUCUAAUAUUAGAGAGUUACAAAGCUUUGAUGACAUAAGUUUGUACAAAAUAUUCUGACUAAACGCCAGAGCCUGAAUUCGUGAUAAUUGAAGAAUGCACAAUAUGACUUAUAUGAAGGGUACUCUUGUGGUGCCACAUAUUUUAAAGUAAGGGUGCACGUUUUUAUAUGUGAGAUUAAUGACAGAGUAAUGUGACUGUGAUGUGAAAGUAUGCUGGAGAUGUUGGGUAACUGUACAGAGUCAGACAGGUGACAUAGUGACGUAUUAAGUCAUAGUAGGUCAGUCCAUUUAUCAAGCCCCCUCCCCCAAUCUAUAUUCUAUUCCUGCAUUCACAUGUUGAUACGCAAAGCAGAAUAGGAGUUUAAAAAAAUCAUAAUCAUAGUUCAUAGUCUAGUGCUUACCAAACCGUGUAAUGUUGUUGACUAGUUGGCAAUUUGAUCAUAUUGGUGGGCGGUGGGGACCACCACUGUAGAGGUAAAUAUGAUUUAAUGCCCCGCUUGGAAAUACAUGUAGAUGGACUGUACUACUAUUUCAGCCUCCUUAAGGUGCAAAAGUGAGCGCUGGCUUUAAAAAGAUUGACAACCAAAGACACUCACGAUUUAAAAUUACUCCUUCAUUUAGCUUGUUCCUUUUGGUAUCUGUUAGCAGUUCAGUUACUGGGAUUUUCAUAUUUUCAUUCCUUAUGAGGGCCAGGUACCCACAAAUAUAACAAGGCGAACAAAGGAAAUUUGGGUGAAUUAGUUAUUUUGCCAUUCCUAAGAAAACAUUGUAUCACCCUUCCAAUUAGGGAACCUACAAAUGCAAAGCAAGUAUCUUAACAACAAGAGUAGGAUGCCCCCUAGGGUAUCAAGAGAAAUUUGUAUAUUGCUCUUUUAUUAAACUGUCAAUGUGCUGUGAUAAUGGCCUCAGUCAGACUUGAGCUAAGAUCAAACUGACCCCUAACGGAAUUCCUUGUAAAAUGACACCUAUCACCAUAUCAUGAAAUGGUCUAAAUAUGCCAACAAAUCUCAGAGUUAUUAAAAAGAAAUGUGAGGCUUGCUGACAAAAUGAGUUACUUCUCAAGUUUUAGUCCUGUGGAUAUAGAUACGUCAAAGUCAUAGGUUGAGUUUGUACAAUUUAUCGGUAUGAAAUUAUAAAAGACAUGAUUAAACUUGAAGAAAAUAGCACCAGUUGAAAACCUACAAAUUCAACUCUAUGUUGAUUUUUGGCAGAUAUCUACAUUUGUGAGUUGCAAGAAGGAACUCUUUUCGUCAGCACGCCUCGCAAUUCAUUAUUGCACGAGUUUGGAAAAGACGAGAAACAAGGAAGUCUUUCUUGAUUUAUUCAAAAUUAUGAUAAAUGAGCUAGGCCAUAAUUGUGACAUUAUUGUCUUACCAGACAAAGGAAGUAGAAAACCCACUACAAUUUAGAACAAAUUUAUUUGCAAGUGUUUCUCAAUGAUGUAUGUGUGUGGUACGUUCAUGUGUUUCGUUGAGUGAGGAAAUGAUUUAUCUAGAUCAAUGUUGUAUAGUUCAGUAUUUAUUGUGUAUGGUGGUGUGAGUGUGUCGAUACAAAAAGAAAAAAAUCUAGGAUUUUGUGAUACCUGAAGACAAAUAAAGUUUAAUAUUUGAA
Molecule: messenger RNA, 3897 nt
Organism: Aplysia californica (California sea hare)
Lineage: Eukaryota; Metazoa; Mollusca; Gastropoda; Aplysiida; Aplysiidae
Product: dynein assembly factor 1, axonemal
Exons: 14
Coding region: 173-2131 (652 amino acids)
Molecular function (GO): protein binding
Source: RefSeq, a predicted model, not a curated record